CUUGCGGUGCACAACACCGGCUGUAGUCCGGCUUUAAUAGCCCUCCCUCCUUCCUCUCAUCACCACCAUUUCUCCCUUGACCCUUUUUUUUCAACUUAAAUUAUCCCAUAAUUUCUAAUAUGCCCGGUCGACCGACAAAUCCCCCAGAAAUGGAUGGAAUCGCGGUCAUCGGAAUCGGGUGUCGCUUCUCGGGCGGCGCAACCUCGCCCGAGGAUUUCUGGCAGAUGCUCUGCGAUGGGCGAACAGGGCACGGCCGGAUUCCGUCCAGUAGAUAUGAGGCCUCUGGCUGGCAUCAUCCCAGCCAUGAGCGGAAAGGCGCAAUCAACCAUGACAGUGGAUUCUUCUUGGAUGAAGAUCCAUCACGAUUCGAUGCACCCUUUUUCUCAAUCACCGCCAAAGAGGCGGCGGGAAUGGACCCCGCGCAGCGAUUGUUGCUGGAGGUCGCGUAUGAGACUUUUGAAGAUGGCGGAAUACCAAUAGACACACUGCCAGGCAGCGACACGGCAGUGUAUUCGGGCUCCAUGACAAAUGAUUAUGAGCUCUUAUCAACACGAGAUAUAUAUGACAUGCCUCACAACUCGGCGACUGGAAAUGGCCGGACCAUGCUGGCAAAUCGCCUGUCGUGGUUCUUCGAUCUGCAAGGCCCGAGUAUCAUGAUGGACACGGCGUGUUCGUCCAGUUUAACUGCAGUCCAUCUGGCAGCAAACGCCUUGAGUUCUGGCGAAUGCGGAAUGGCGUUGGUGACUGGUGCCAGUCUUAUCUUACACCCUAAUUUCACACAGAGACUCUCGUACAUGCACAUGAUGAGUCCAGAUGGUAUCAGCCACUCCUUCGAUGAGUCGGCCAAUGGAUAUGGACGGGGAGAGGGCAUUGGGGCCGUCCUUCUCAAGCCCCUCGCCGCGGCAAUGGCUGACGGCGAUAACAUCCGAGCCGUCAUCCGCGGCACAGGCAUCAACCAGGAUGGCCGCACGCCGGGGAUUACCCUGCCCAGCCCGACCUCUCAGGCCAGUUUGAUUCGGUCGACGUAUGAGCGACAUGGUCUGUCCAUGCGAGACACGGCGUACUUUGAAGCGCAUGGCACGGGCACGCCUGUUGGAGAUCCUACAGAGCUGUCCGCAGUGGGCAUGACACUGGGUGAGGCUCGAACACCCACCGACGAGCCGAUAUACGUGGGCUCGGUGAAGACCAAUCUCGGCCACACCGAAGGCGCCGCCGGAGUGGCGAGUCUGAUCAAAGUCGUUCUCUGUUUAGAGAAAGCCACGCUGGUACCCAAUGCUGGGUUCAAGAACAUCAACCCCAAGAUCCGGCUCGAGGACUGGCGAUUACGGCUGAGCAACGAGACGAUGCCCUGGCCGGACCAUCUGCCUCAGCGGGCGAGCAUCAACUCGUUCGGAUUCGGUGGAUCCAACGCGCACGUCAUCAUCGAAAGCCUCAAGGAAACCCUGCGCGGCAGUGAAAGAGACCGCGAGCCGGCCCCUCAGGUUGUCGUCUUCUCGACCUUUGACCAAGCUGGGAUCGAGCGUCUGGGUUCGAGUUGGAGCGACUAUCUCAAGCGCCAGGAGCGCGACAUCCCAUUGCCGAAUCUGGCGCAUACCAUGCUGAGUCGGCGCUCGCAGCUGGGCUUCCGCAGCUUUGCAGUGGCCAACUCGCUCGACCAGCUACAGGGCGUCCUGGAAAAGGGACUCCCCAAGCAUCCUCGGGCGAGUCGCAAAGCCCAAACACGACUCGCGUUUGUCUUCACCGGUCAAGGCGGCCAGUGGGCGGGCAUGGGGCAGGAGCUGUUGAGAAUCCCCGUGUUCCGCGAAAGCAUGCAGCGAUCCCAGGACAUUCUCUCCUCGCUCGGGUGUCCUUUUGAUAUUGUGCAGGAGAUUCGAGCAGAGGCCAAGGACAGCCAGAUCAACCGGCCCGACCGCAGCCAGCCCAUCACCUGUGCGCUGCAGAUUGCGCUGGUCGACCUGCUGGCCAGCUGGUCUGUCCUCCCCAAUGCCGUUGUCGGUCACUCGAGUGGUGAAAUCGCUGCCGCAUAUGCCGGUGGCUAUCUCACCCACCCAGACGCCCUGCGAGUCGCCUGGUUCCGCGGCUUUUUCUCGCAGCAGAUUGCCGAGAGCGAUAAACGGGGAGGCAUGCUGGCGACGGGCAUUUCGGCAGAGAACGCGCAGAAGUAUCUGGAUGAGCUGCCGCCACGGUCAGUGGUCGUUGCCUGCGUGAACAGUCCUGCCAGCACCACCCUAUCUGGAGAUGUAGACCUGAUCGACCAGCUCGAAGGCCGACUGCAGAAAGAUGGCCACUUUGCGCGCAAGCUGCGCAUCGAUACGGCAUAUCAUUCGCCUCACAUGGAAGAGCUGGUGGAAGUGGUUGGCAAUGCCAUCGAGUGCAUCAAGCCUGAAGAUCGAUUUGCCGGGGCGAUUCCGAUGCUCUCCUCCGUCACCAAGGAGCGUGUCUCUCCCGCAGAGCUGGGGGGCGCGUACUGGGUGCGCAACAUGGUCAGCACCGUCGAGUUCACGGCGGCCGUAUCGCAGCUCGCCCGUCUGAGCGAAUCGACCAAGGCUCGCCGUCGCCCGGCGCCCAUCAAAUGGACGGCGCUGGUGGAAAUCGGACCUCAUGCCGUUCUCAAGGGCCCAGUCAACCAGAUCCUGCAGGCCGUCAACGCCAACAUGGCUGCCCUGCCGUACCAUUCGCUGGUGACGCGCAACCAACACGCGCUGCGAACAUCGCUCGAAGUGGCUGGCUCUCUUUGGAGCACCGGGCAUGCGAUCGAUCUGGCUGCAGUCAACAGCAGUGCCGAUCCCACCACCCCAGCGGUCGUGGCUGAUCUGCCUUCCUACCCCUGGAAUCACCAAACAUCGUUCUGGCAUGAACCGCUGGAGACGGCGCAAUUACGACAGCGCAAGCACCCGCGCCACGAUAUCCUGGGAGCUCCCCUCGACUAUCAAAACGCCCUCGAGCCCCAAUGGAGGAACUUCCUCCGGCUGUCAGAGAAUCCAUGGAUCGCCGAUCACGUCGUGGCCGGAUCGAUCGUCUUCCCAGCGGCCGGAAUGCUGGUGAUGGUCACCGAAGCAGCGCGACAAAUGGCAGACGGCCGGGAGAUGAUGGGAAUCGAAUUCCAAGACCUCCAUUUCCUCCGCGGUGUUGUUGUUCCCAACGAUGAGCGCGGACUGGAAACUGUCCUGCAAGUCUCGCCCCAUCCGGGAAUGCUCGGCUGGUAUCAAUUCGGGAUUUUCUCGCUUCCAUCUGGGGGUGCCUGGAUUCAGCACGCAAAGGGUGCGUUCGCGGCGCGAUACGAGAACCAGGAGGAUGCAGAGCAUGCGGCGAACUGGUCCGCAUCGUUGGAGCGCAUCCGGAGCACGCAGACUGUUGCGCGAAUGGCCAACAUCGGGCAAGCAUACCAGUGGCUGUCGGACGUCGGUGGUCUGUCGGUAGGGCCAUCGUUCAAGACCAUCACCGGCGUGUCUUUUGUCGAGUCGGAGCCUCGUCUGUGGCUGUCUGGAGUGGUCACAGACACCAAAUCCGGCAUGCCGUAUGAAAGAGAGACGCCCAGCUUCAUCCAUCCCACCACGCUGGACUGCCUCUUUCAGUCGGCGCUGCUGUCCUGCUCCGAUGCCCUGUCCAGCACCAACGCCAAUAUCCCCGUCGGAGUCGACCAUGUCUACAUCUCCAACAAUUCCCGCCCGAAUCCAGGCGAGCAGUUCGUCGUGCACACCGAGACGCAGUGGCGAGACGGCAAAUCGCGCACCCAGUGCAUCGCCUCGGAUCCGUCGUGGUCCAAACCCUGGAUCACCUUCGAAGGUGUUCAUCUCGGCCGGCUUCCCUUCAACCCCAACGCCCAAAAGCAAGACGAGGCAGCGUCUCAGAGCCGGUAUUCGUCGAUUGUUUGGGGUGAGCACUUGGAUUCGCCACUGGUCAUCGCUAAAGAUGGGACGCAAGGCCGUCUCCGGCUGAAAGACUGGGUGAAGCGCCUGUGCCAUACCCACGGAGAUGCGAAAUUGCUCGUCACCACAUCGGACACGACAACUCCGUGCAUCGAGGAGCUCUACGAGCUGGCCCCAGCUGGUGGAAAGCGACCCUGCCUCGGAAGGAUCACCACUGCAUUGUGUGGCGCCGAUGAAGAUGCAAAGGACACGAACAUUGUGCCUAUCAGUGCGCUGGACAAGCUCCCAUCCGCAUCGCUCCCAGAGAGUACAUAUGACUUUGCCGUUAUUGACGAGCCCAGCCUAUGGCAGGGUAAGGCUACAACGGCUAUUCUAUCUUUCCUGAGCACGAUCCUCGAGCGCAGCGGCGUUGCGGCGAUGCGCGUUUCCGAGACCAACGUCAACUCUGCCGUGGAAACGUUGCAACGCUUUGACGGAUUGGAAAUCGACAGCGUCACAGAUGACGAAAACUUCAUCGUCGUACGCAGGACGCCCGCCUCGUGGACCCCAGAGUCUGAGAUCUACAUCCUCGGUGCCGACGCAAGUUCAUCCACUGUUCUGGAUCAUCUAGGAAAGAACCUAGCCGCUCACAACGCUCGCGUGGUGCCUGUCGGGUUAGACCAGGCAGCCACGCUGGCCGGAAAGACGGUGGUGUCGUUACUCGACCUGGCAGGUCCAUGGGUAUCCAACUGGACAGCCGACGACCUGAGCCGAUUCCAAGAGCUCAUCCACGCUCAGUAUGUUCUCUGGGUCUCACCCUUCUGGGCUCAAGGGGCCGUGGAGAAUGCGGAAUCCGGUGCCACGUGCGGUCUGCUGCGAACGCUGCGCAACGAGCAGUGGAAUACCACAAUUUCACAGCUACUGGUGGAUACCGACGAUAUGCAAGACCAGGCUGGUUUGGCUGCGGCGAUUCUGCGGGUAAUGCAUCUCACGACGCAGGAUAGCUCACGCCGGGCAGACUUGGAGUACCGUCUGUCGAGUGCUCGCCUGUUGGUUCCACGAGUGCUUGAGACUCCAGCGGUGGAUGAGGCGAUGCAUACGCUGGUCAAUGGCCCUCGACCUGUGUUGGCUGAUCUGACGCUGGACACAAGACCCCUGCAGCUGAAGGCCCAGGACACAGACAGUGCGUACUGGGAAGAGCAGCAGCUCGAAGACCAACUCCCAGCAGACCAUGCGGAGCUCAAGGUUGAGAUGGCCACUGUCUAUCAUGCAAACAGCGAUGCAAACUCCCUCGAAACCGCCCUGCCCAUGUUCGAGAUUGUGGGCAGAGUCAAUCGGAUUGGAUCAGGCGUGCACGACCUGGCUGUGGGCGACAAGGUGUUGACGCUGGCCUCGGAGGAAUCUGGCCUAUCGACGAUGCUACGCGUCGCGGAGAAUGACACCAUCCGAAUUCCUUCCAACACCGAUCCAGCAAAGACCAUCUCGUCUCCUCUGGCGUACCUCAACGCGCAUCAGAUUCUCACCCAGGUCGGCCGACUGCGCGCCAGUUCAUCCGUCCUCUUUGUCGGAUCAACCAGCCAGACUCUUCUAGCCAUGAUCGACUACUCUCUCAGCAUGGAUACGCAAGUUAUUGUCGCCACGGAUUCCCAAGACACGACCGAGGCCCUUUCCUCACGCUACCCGGCCCUAAAGGACCGCAUUCUGGGUAUCCACGGUAGUCUCGAAGCGAGCGUAUCGAGACUGACAAAUGGCUGUGGAGUCGAAACUAGUGUCUGUCUUGUCGGUGGAUAUGCUGGUCGGGUUGCCGCCAGGUGUCUAUCCCCCGGUGGGCAGUACAUCAAUCUGUCCAGCGAGAUGAAGCUCAGUGCUCUCCCAGAGAGCUUCAUCGACAGUGGCUGCACCUUCUCCUCGCCCAAAUUACAGAGGACAUUCUCCGAGAAGCCAGGCAGCCUGCAUGCCUCCCUGCGAGAGGUCAUCGACUACAUGAAGAGGCACCAAAUGCUGGAGCGUGUGCAAGCCUAUCCCAUCUUCCCUGUUUCCGAUCUGCAGGCUGCAUUCAGUCACUGCAAAAAGACCAAUACCCGAGCCAUCGUGGACUUACAAGCUCCCGGUCGAGUGCCCAUUGUGCAGCCGCUGCCCGAGUUCACCGGACUGCCUGCGGAGGACACCUAUAUCCUGGCCGGUGGGCUGGGCAAUCUCGGUCUUGCCUUUGCUGAUACUCUAGUGGAAGCUGGAGCACGACACUUGGUCUUCCUGGGGCGAUCUGGCGUGGUCCAGCAGGGGCAGCAGCUUGCCCUGGACUUGUUGAGCACUCGCGGAUGUCGUGUUGAUGUUGUGCGUUGUGACAUUUCCCAAAAGGCAGACAUCGAGCACCUUGCAUUCAAGAUCAGGAGCAAAGGCUGGCAUGUUGCCGGUGUGAUUCAGUGCACCACCGUUCUCCGGGAUAGCAUGUUUGAGAAGAUGACAUUUGACGACUGGACCCAAUCGACUGAUUCCAAAAUCAAUGGCACCUUGAAUCUGCACCGUCUCUUCUCCCAGCCAGACCAAGGGCUGUCAUUCUUCGUGACUCUCUCUUCCGUGGCCAGCGUCAUUGGAAACAUGGGCCAGGCCAACUACUCCGCCGGCAACGGCUUCAUGGAUGCCCUAUUGGAAUGGCGGCGCAACCACAACCUCCCCGGCCACUCCAUCAACAUCGGCCUCGUCCCUGAUGCCAGCGGCCUCAGUGACAUCGCUGAAGACCAGGAACAACGUCGUCGCCGAUACAACCAUCUCGACGGCACUGAGAUCAUGACUCGCGAGCUCCAAACCCUCCUCCGGGUAAUCAUCAACAGCAAGCUGUCUCUCCCACCGCAAAUCAUUGCGGGUAUGACAGACUCCCUGUCUCGCAAAAAUCCCCCAGGCGCAUGGCUUCUCGAUCGCAAGUUUGACCAUCGCCUCCUCCCGGUGGAGGACAGUGACGGAGGCAAACUCACAACGAGCGCCCUGCUCAAGGAGUCCAGUUCGCCAGACGCUGCGGCGCAGAUCGUCGUCGACGCUCUGAGUGAAUACCUCGCACACGCAAUGGCCACAACCGCCGAUUCUAUCGAUUUGGACCUGCCUCUGUCCGCACUGGGUGGUAAGUUUUGACAAUUCUUUUUCAUAUGAUGUAUGCUAACAUGUCACAGUUGACUCCCUCAAAGCCACCGAAGUGCAGAAUUGGGUCUCGCGCGAACUGGGGGCAGAGCUGUCUUCGUUUGACUUUCUGGGCUCGCAGCCGACCAAGGCGUUGGCCAAGAAGAUCGCUUCUGCCAGCUCUUUUGUCACGGUGUCGAGCUGAUUAAAUGGUUUUAAUGGGGUAUAUGGACUCACGGCGUUGAUGAUUUUCUACUUUUAAACUCUGUAAUGA
Aspergillus wentii DTO 134E9 is the source of this 7233-nucleotide messenger RNA. RefSeq lists its product as uncharacterized. Gene Ontology annotation, biological process: fatty acid biosynthetic process; secondary metabolite biosynthetic process. The transcript has 5 exons. Bases 120 to 6974 code for a protein of 2284 amino acids. The record is from RefSeq and is a predicted model, not a curated record. Lineage: Eukaryota; Fungi; Ascomycota; Eurotiomycetes; Eurotiales; Aspergillaceae. Gene Ontology annotation, molecular function: 3-oxoacyl-[acyl-carrier-protein] synthase activity; oxidoreductase activity; fatty acid synthase activity.